Sesamum indicum (sesame) is the source of this 1396-nucleotide messenger RNA. Its product is annotated as Acid phosphatase/vanadium-dependent haloperoxidase-related protein. Lineage: Eukaryota; Viridiplantae; Streptophyta; Magnoliopsida; Lamiales; Pedaliaceae. The record is from RefSeq and is a predicted model, not a curated record.
GGACAUUGGAGACUUUGGUCUGUGCAUAGACAAGACAACCAGAGUCACAAUCUCAAAUGUUCGAAGAAGUUGAGUUUGGUUAGGAGUAACCCAAUUGAGUUGUAGAAAAAAUAUCAUCGACUCCUCCUCGUAUUCGCAUAUUCUUUACCUCAGGCGAUGGAUGCCUCAAAUUGCUCAUCUUUGAACCCAAUAAUAUAAAAGCAAACUCUCAUCUCCAAACACCUCACAAUCUCUCGAACCUGCCUCUCUUUUCUUGGUUCUUCCUCUGUUUCGAUGCAGAAUGAAACUGGGCGUAGAGUUAGCAGCUUGUUGAAUCACUGUUUUCAUGGGCUCUCUUGUUCUGAUCACUUCUUCCUUCAAAGGCUUAAGCUUUGCGAGUUUGUCUAAAUCCAGUUCAGUGAGUUAUUCUUGUUUUCCGCUUUUCAGAUACAACAAGUCCAAAAGAUUCAGGAAAUCUUCACUCACUGUAAAUUCUUUGAGCCCUCAGAACCCUAACUCAACAUGGGGCGCUUACAGCUCCCCCGUCAAACCCUUUUCAUAUUUACUCCCGUUUUUUCAGAAAGUCAGGGACUUUGCCAUAAAAUCCUCGAAGCGAAAAUGGGCCUCUGUUUUUCAAGAUUUUAGUGUUCAAGAAACUAAGCUUAUGCAAAAUGGUGCAUUUGGGACAGCUCUCAUGAGCGUGACAGCAACAGCUAAGGUUAAGAUAAGUCCCUUUGUGGCUACAUUAGCUGCGAACCCGACUUUUGUAUCGGCUUUGUGUGCGUGGGCUAUUGCACAAUCGACCAAAGUCUUCUUGAAUUUCUGUGUGGAGAGGAAAUGGGAUUUCAGAAUUAUGUUUGCCUCUGGUGGAAUGCCUUCUUCGCAUUCUGCCUUGUGCACUGCAUUGACUACUUCUGUGGCUAUUUGCCAUGGGGUUGCUGAUUCUUUGUUUCCAGUUUGUUUGGGAUUUAGUUUGAUUGUUAUGUAUGAUGCUAUUGGCGUCAGACGGCAUGCAGGGAUGCAAGCUGAGGUUCUCAAUCUGAUCGUUGAGGACUUGUUCCAAGGGCAUCCAAUAAGCCAAAGAAAACUCAAGGAACUUCUUGGCCACACACCAUCCCAGGUUUUUGCUGGAGCUCUACUAGGAAUCCUGGUAGCUUGGAUGUGUUGUCAGGUUUGCCCGUUUCUCGUCUGAUAGUGAUACACUCCCUUCAGACAUGCAACGGAGUGAUACCAGUAAUCUUUGUGGAUGAAAUACAUUGAAAAAAUCAAGUAGUUUUGGCUAGUAUGUCGAUGUCUGAGUAUAGUGGGUAAAUCCAGAUUAGAGUACUUUGAACAAGAUGACAUUCUUGUCACUGUAAUGGAUGUUGUAUCAGGUUUCGGACCUUAAUAGGAAUUAUUGGUUUCUGCUCUAUGACUA